This is a messenger RNA of Osmia lignaria (orchard mason bee), 2700 nucleotides long. RefSeq names its product procollagen lysyl hydroxylase (gene Plod). Lineage: Eukaryota; Metazoa; Arthropoda; Insecta; Hymenoptera; Megachilidae. Gene Ontology annotation, biological process: peptidyl-lysine hydroxylation. Gene Ontology annotation, cellular component: endoplasmic reticulum. Gene Ontology annotation, molecular function: iron ion binding; procollagen-lysine 5-dioxygenase activity; L-ascorbic acid binding. The record is from RefSeq and is a predicted model, not a curated record.
GGUUGAAAAUGCACGUAAGAGUUCAGUUACAUUUCCCCGAAAUAAUAGGUUAAAUAUAACCAGCGAACAUAGUCGUUGAAGAUAGUAACUUUUGUUGAAAAAGCGUGGGAGCAACGGCGAACUUGCUUUCCGUUCUUCGGCCCAGUCUUAGUUGGAACAGAGUGUUUGAUGUGUUCGUCUGUGCACUCGUGCUUUUCAUCAGUUUAAAAUGCGUCCCAAGAACGUUGGAUGCUGUAUUCUUUGGAGCUUGUUCCUAACAUACCACGUGGUUAGUGAGACACCACCAUCAACAGAUACAAAUGAUGUUCUCGUCGUCACCGUUGCCACAAACGAGACCGAUGGUUAUAAAAGGUAUCUUAGAUCAGUCGAAGUGUACGGAUUUCGCGAUAACUUGAAGGUCCUUGGCAUGGGAAAUCCUUGGCUAGGUGGAAAAAAUAUAAAAACCGGUAGGGGAGGAGGAUACAAAAUUAAUCUGUUGAAGGAAGCGAUAGAGAAAUACAAAAAUGAUGACCAGAAAAUUAUAAUAUUCACCGAUAGCUAUGAUGUGAUAUUCUUGGCGGGCUUAUCUGAAAUCAUUGCCAAAUUUAAAAGCACGGAUGCUAGAGUCUUGUUCUCCGCAGAGGGAUCCUGUUGGCCAGACAGAUCCUUAGCCACCAAGUACCCUGCUGUGAGCGGAGGGAAACGUUUUCUAAAUUCUGGUGGCUUCAUAGGCUAUGCUUCAGAUGUACAUGCAAUCUUGACGUAUUCCCCAUUGAAAAACGAGGACGACGAUCAGUUAUUCUAUACAAUGGCAUAUCUUGAUGAGAAAUUAAGAGAGCAGCACAAAAUUAAGUUGGAUCAUAAGUCUGAAAUAUUCCAGAAUCUUUAUGGUGCUGUAGCUGAUGUGGAGUUGAAAUUUGAAGGAGCUAAAACUUCCCUGGUGAAUACCGUUUACAACACAGAACCACUGAUACUCCAUGGCAAUGGUUAUAGUAAAUUAUCAUUGAAUUCUUUGGGAAAUUAUUUGGCCAACGCAUGGAGCCCUGAAGAGGGGUGCAUUACAUGUUGGGAAGGCACAAUGGAAUUAGAUAAAACACUACCAGAUACAUAUCCAAUUAUAUUAAUCGCUGUAUUCAUUGAACGACCGACUCCGUUUAUGGAAGAAUUUUUCCAGAAGAUAUACGAUCAAGCGUAUCCAAAAUCAAAGCUCCAUCUGUUUAUUCACAAUAGCGUGGAUUAUCAUCAAGAUGUAAUUGAUGAUUUCUUAAUGAAAUUCGAGAAGGAGUAUAGAAGCAGCAAAGUGAUCCUUCCAAAAGAUUCCAUAAGCGAAUCUGACGCGAGGAACUUGGCCAUGGAUUAUUGCCUGUUGAAGAAAUGCUCCGGUUACUUCACGGUCGACUCCCUUGCUCAUUUGGACCACGAAUAUACUUUGAAAUACCUAGUUGAUCAACAUCGAGGAAUCAUCGCUCCCUUGCUAGUUAGACCUUAUAAAAUGUGGAGUAAUUUCUGGGGCGCUAUAAUGGACGACGGAUUCUACGCUCGAAGCUUCGACUACAUGGAAAUCGUGAAGAACGAGCGGAGGGGAUUAUGGAACGUACCGUUCAUCAACACCUGCUAUCUAAUUAACGCGACUUUGAUAAGCAACAAAGAGACUCGUCCUUCCUACGAAGAGGGUGAUCUGGACACGGACAUGGCGUUUGCUUAUUCUAACAGAGAACGAUCCAUCUUCAUGUACGUCAGUAAUAGGGCCGACUUUGGGCAUCUCGUUGAUCCAGACAGUUACGACGUUACACUGACUCAUCCGGAUUUGUAUCAAAUUUUCGACAACAAAUUAGACUGGGAAAAGAAGUAUCUACACGUUAAUUACUCGCUUAAUUUUCAGCCUGAACAAAUUCCUAUACAGCCUUGCCCAGAUGUGUACUGGUUCCCUGUAGUGAACGAGAAAUUCACCAAGUCGUUGAUUGAUGUUAUGGAAGCAUUUGGAAAGUGGUCGGAUGGAUCCAAUAAUGACCCAAGAUUAACGGGCGGUUACGAAAACGUACCAACUCGUGAUAUUCAUAUGAAUCAAGUGAAAUUUGAGCCACACUGGUUGCAUAUUUUAAAGGAGUACAUUAGGCCUCUUCAGGAACACGUUUUCACCGGCUAUUUCCAUGAUCCACCUCGGGCACUCAUGAACUUCGUCGUGAGGUAUCGUCCAGACGAGCAGCCAUCGUUGAAGCCGCAUCACGAUAGUUCAACUUACACGGUCAACAUCGCUCUAAACAAGGUGGGAGUGGAUUACGAAGGAGGAGGCUGCCGAUUUAUCCGAUAUAACUGUUCCGUCACGGACACGAAACCCGGUUGGAUGUUGAUGCAUCCCGGAAGACUAACCCAUUACCACGAAGGACUUCGAGUGACCAGCGGUACUCGAUAUAUCAUGAUUUCAUUCGUCGAUCCUUGAUCGUUCGAAUCGUAAAAUACUCUUAUUAAUAAAAAUAUAUCAUUAUCGUAUUAGGAUAGAAAAGUGUAUAGAAAGCAUACGAUCUGUCUUCGCAUACACGUUUUAUCUAUCAAAUAGUAAAUUAAUAAUUAGUUGUAAACUUAAACUGCCAACGUGAACAAAGUAUGCAUUUAAAGAAAAGAAUGUCCUGUUGAUGUUAUUUUUCUAAUAUAUGAAGAAUAUAAUUGCGGAACAAUUAGAAGUCGUAAGUGUUUCGAAAUAAAACGUUAAGUUGCAUUUUA